Messenger RNA from Fusarium venenatum, 321 nucleotides. RefSeq names its product cytochrome c. The record is from RefSeq and is a predicted model, not a curated record. Gene Ontology annotation, molecular function: heme binding; electron transfer activity. Gene Ontology annotation, cellular component: mitochondrial intermembrane space. Gene Ontology annotation, biological process: mitochondrial electron transport, cytochrome c to oxygen; mitochondrial electron transport, ubiquinol to cytochrome c. Lineage: Eukaryota; Fungi; Ascomycota; Sordariomycetes; Hypocreales; Nectriaceae.
AUGGCUGGCGGCGAUCUCAAGAAGGGUGCCAACCUCUUCAAGACCCGAUGUGCUCAGUGCCACACUGUUGAGAAGGACGGCGGCAACAAGAUUGGACCUGCUCUGCACGGUCUCUUCGGCCGCAAGAGUGGUACCGUCGAUGGUUACUCUUACACCGAUGCCAACAAGCAGAAGGGUGUUGAGUGGAACGACAAGACCCUCUUUGACUACCUCGAGAACCCCAAGAAGUACAUCCCCGGUACCAAGAUGGCUUUCGGUGGCCUGAAGAAGGAGAAGGACCGCAACGACCUCAUUGCCUACCUCAAGGACUCUACCAAAUAA